AUGAACAGUGAAUCGGGGCUCCAGGGCCGCGCAGCGAGAGCCGCCUCCUCCUCCUGCCCUGCUCCUUCCUGCUCCUCAGGAGACCCUGACAGAUGGACAAUCAGGGCCCAGUCUCAGAGCUCGUUCUAUGUUGCAGCCUGUGACCGCCCCACCGCAGGCACAGUGGUUCAGCCCAUCCUACAGGUGGAAUUGCGGCGAGUCGUGCAGUCCCGAGAUGAGUCACUGGGGACCCUGGUCCCUUGGGUGCUGUCCUUACGCGAGAGGAGACUCGGCGACUCAGACACACAGGGGAGGCCGAGUGAUGACGAGGCAGGGGCUGGAGGGAGCUGGGCGGAGCAGGAAGAGCCCCGAGGCCUCCUCGCUCCUGGACUGUGGCCUCCAGAGCGUGGGAGGAUGAGCUCUGCGCCGGCUCCGGUCGCCUGCAGCCCCGGGGGAGACACACACCCCAUGUCCUCGCCCCGCUCCCCGCAACGGUCCCUCCAGCCGCCCGCCCCCAGGUCGCCUCCCUGCUGGACAGUGCUGGACGUGAGCCAGUCUGGCCCCAUUGCACCCCUGCCCCUCACCACCCCACCCCCACCACCUGUCAGACUCAGGUGGGUCCCCAGGACUCCAGACGGGGAGCCCUAA
This is a messenger RNA of Rangifer tarandus platyrhynchus (Svalbard reindeer), 627 nucleotides long. The record is from the annotation of a GenBank genome assembly. Lineage: Eukaryota; Metazoa; Chordata; Mammalia; Artiodactyla; Cervidae.